CACGUCCCUGUUUAUUCCACAAUUUAAGGAAUCAUUGAUUUUUUUACGAUAAACAAACACUCGACAAGUGCGGAAGUUUGCAUACUUCCUUCUAAAAUGAUAUUAUGUCGAUGAAUUAAAUUGAUUAAUUCAUUUUUAAUCCAUGAUACGAAUAAGACUGAGUAGAAUGAGUCGGUGUUUCGAGCCGGAUCUACGAAAUCAUUUCAUCUCAACUUGCGAAUAAAUGAGGCAACGCUGAAAAAUGGCCUUCAAACACCGUACAUCGUUUCCCUCAAAGUCGGUCUUGGCUUGUUUCAUUUUUCCCUUGGUCUUCCAAAGCAAGUUGAUGCUAUCCUCAGGACUUCUUACAGGAAAUGCUGGUCACGGAUGUCACCAAGACUUUGAACAAAGAAAAGCACACUGUAGCAACAAAGGCCUUGACUCAAUUCCUCAAAAUCUUGCCGAAGACAUCGAGGAACUUGAUUUGUCUGAAAACAACAUUACUGUUCUCGAGAAUAUUUCGUUUGAAAGAUACACUCGAAUUUCAACAUUGGAUCUUUCGGCUAACGAUAUCAGAGUGAUCGAACCGACUGCUUUCUGGCCUCUCAAGAAUUUGACGACCUUGUUGAUGAUCCUGAACAGCAACCUAGUGCUUCCAGAGACAGGCUUAUUCAGAUGGACAAAUGAAAUGACCUUCCUGGACUUGACAGGAUCGAACUUGAAGUCGAUUCCAAAUGACAUCCUUAAAUGGAACAAACACUUGGGACGGUUGGACUUGGGCUACAACCACCUCACUUUUAUCAACAUCAGUACUUGUGGUUCCUUAGAAUAUGCUGGGUUGUAUGAUAAUCACUUUGAAUAUAUCACGCGGGAAUCUUUCAUGUUCAGCUGUCAAACUGAUACCCUGGAUCUUACUGGAAACCCUAUCAAGUUAAUUGAUCCCGUUGCCGUAGCUGCGUUGCAUACCCGCUCACUUUUGAUUGGGAUCGCCCCCGAGAGCCAGUCAUGGACACCCGAAAUGCUGAUAAAUCUAACCAUAGGGAUAUCUCUUUCAACUACUAAUGAGCUUCACAUCCGUGAUGUUGGUUUGGAGUUCGUCCCUAAAGGUGUCUUUUCGUCAUUUCAACAAGUUUCAUUCAAUCUUCUCGACAUUUCCUACAACAAACUAAAUACCUUAUACCCGUUUGUAUUCUCAAAUCUUACUUUGCUUAGUAAACUUGUUAUCGAAAAUAACAAAUUAACGUCGAUUGAACCAUCUUUUUUUGACGGUAUGCAGGAGCUAAGAGUGCUAAGAUUAAACUUUAAUUCGAUACGAACUAUAAAUCCAAAUAACCAAACAUGGACAAUCAAUCUGGUGGAGUUGUAUUUAUCCACGAAUUCACUAACGGAGAUUUCUGAAUUCGCAUUCCUCGGUUUACAAAAUUUGACCAUAAUAGAUUUCCGAUGGAACUCACAACUUGCUGUUCUCCACAUGACAUCGUUUACGGGAGUAGAUAACAUUCAGGUUAUCGAUUUAUCUGACUGCAGCAUCACUCGUUUGGAGUUGUAUACUCCAGCUCUGGUGUCAUUUCGGAUGAAUAGGAACUCUCGCGGUAUCGUCCCUCUUAGUCCUUUAGAACCCGGUGAGUCCUUUGAAAAUGCCAAGAAUCUCGUUUGGUUGGAGAUACAAGACUCUGAAAUUUGGUCUUCAAAUCUGUGGCAUUCAUUCAGAGGUGUUUCUCUUUUCGGUGGUCUGUCUAACCUCACGACAUUGGAUAUGAGUAAUAAUCCUGACAUCGGCAAAUCAGACCUUGCACCUGGAACAUUCCUUCAGCUGUCUGCCUUACAGGAACUUGGUUUAAGCGGAUGUGGUAUCUCGAAUCUGAAUCCGCUUUUGUUUUCCGAUUUGGUAUCCCUUAAGAAGCUCGAUCUGUCAGGGAAUAACCUGAUGCAGAUUCGUUCCGGCUUAUUUGCGAAGUUGGAGCAGGUACAAAGCAUAAAACUUGAUGGCAACAUUCUGGCUCACCUUGAUGAAAAAGCGUUCUCGAACAACCCAAAUCUCGCGGCCCUUUCUCUGGCAAGAAACAAACUGACAGGUCUAAACGAGAGCACGUUCAAUUCAGUCUUUUCUACUCUGUCGGUGUUUGAUCUUUCUCAAAACCCGCUAGUUUGCACAUGCGAUCUAGAGUGGUUGCUUGAUUGGCUGAAUGGUACAGGAAACCUUACUCUUGUUAACAAGGAACAGACCAUAUGUGCGCCUCCAUCGCUCAUGUCUCUUCGUGAGAGACCUGUGCUUGAUUUCAAUGCUGCUGACAUAUGUCAACUCAACUACGCUAUCUUCAGUUCUAUUCCCAUCGUCAUCGCUUCUGUAAUUGCUAUCACCGUAUUUGUCUAUCACAAACGAUGGCAGCUGAAAUACAAACUCUUCCUUCUAAAACUUGCAAUCGUUGGUUAUAGGGAAAGACUGGAUGCUCGAGACCACAUGGAAUAUGAGUUCGACGUAAAUAUCAUCUUCUAUGAUGACGACGACGACGAGGGAUGGAUUCGCGAAAAUUUGAAACCAACUAUGGAAGAACAACUUCCACGGUUUCAAAGGAACGUCUUUGGUGACGCAGACCUUGUUCUUGGUAUGCAUUACUUGGAUGCUGUUGAUUACGUAGUGACCAGGAGUUACAAGACCAUCAUUAUUCUUAGUAGAGCCGCUGUUCGUGAUCGCUGGUUUAUGCUCAAGUUCCGUACGGCCAUGGAUCAUGUGAGUGAUACCCAGACUGAAUUCGUUGUCGUCGUCUUCUUAGAAGACAUCCCAGAUGAUGAAUUACCUUUUCUGGUGAGGCUGUACCUCAAUGACGGGAGACCCUACCUUCACUGGACACCUGACGUCAGAGGUCAAGAAUAUUUCUGGAAUGAAUUGGCAAAGAAUCUCACUAUCAAUCUUCUGACCAAUGACCUAAUACCAAACGAAUAGAAUUGUCUAUUUGGCAGAAUUUGGACGGAGCCGAUCGAGGUAUAACCGUAUCUUAAGAAAAACUGUCAGAGAUUUAAGCCUUCAAAACUAAGAACGGUGGAGAUCUACACCACAGUACUAUACCAUGUAUAUUGCUUUAUAUUAGAGUAUUUUCACACUAUCCUUUUUUAAACAUGGUUUACCCAUUUAAUACUUCAAAGAAAUGCAGGGACAGAUUCAUCACCUAUUAUUUUAUUCUGGUGUCGAAAUAAUCGUAGUCGUUGGUCUGGACAAAUCUUGUGCUGUUUUACUUUCUAAAUUGUUUGAUAAUAACUUGAUAACUUGUAUAACAUUAUUUUAAAUGUGUUUGUAUACAUGUGCGGAAAUGCGUCCCUUCUACUCAAAAUAGUAGGAGGGACACAAUAUCAAAUGUCCCCUAC
This is a messenger RNA of Lytechinus variegatus (green sea urchin), 3342 nucleotides long. Its product is annotated as slit homolog 3 protein-like. Gene Ontology annotation, cellular component: membrane. The record is from RefSeq and is a predicted model, not a curated record. The coding region runs from base 242 to 2923 and encodes 893 amino acids. Lineage: Eukaryota; Metazoa; Echinodermata; Echinoidea; Temnopleuroida; Toxopneustidae. Gene Ontology annotation, biological process: toll-like receptor signaling pathway; immune response. Gene Ontology annotation, molecular function: transmembrane signaling receptor activity; protein binding. The transcript is spliced from 2 exons.